AGAAGGAGGAGGCGAGGAAGGUCUCCAGGAUCGAUCCGAUCUUGACGUCACUGCCCAACUCAUUUCAGCAACUCCCCCCACCCUACGAUCCUGUCCAGACCGCUGGAUGAGAGCAGCCGGAUCUGCACGCCUCCUACCGGAUUCCUGGACGUACCAAAAUUCCGUCAGAUCACAGCAGGGGACCCCUCUUCAUCUGCCCAUCUACUUCGCAGCAGGGAAGUAUCCGAGGGAUUUUGUUGAGUCUUUCACUUCUCUCUUUCGACUCCUGAGUGAAAACAGAGAGCAAUUUGUUGUGAUCGCUGAGAGAAGGCAGAUUUGACGACCGGGAGCUGGUGUUUUGUAUGCUACGGGAAGCGUCUGAGACUUGCGUUUGGCGGAGCAUGGAAUCCGAAGGCAGCGACGAUUUCCCAUCCGUGGUCGAGUUGAAUGUCGGAGGUGUUCUCUACACGACUUCUCUGAGCACCUUGACAAAGGACACCAAAUCCCUGCUUGGUCAAAUCUUUACCGGUAAGGAAAGCAUUGGCAAGGAUUCAAAAGGCCGAUACUUCGUUGACCGAGAUGGUGUUCUCUUUCGAUACAUUCUAGAUUUCCUUCGGAAUCAGAAGCUUGUACUACCAGAAAAUUUCCAUGAGCGAGAACGCCUGAAAAACGAGGCGGAAUACUUCAAUAUGGUUGAUAUGAUAUCUUGUGUGGACUCUUUGACUUCCAAUAAACAAGUCAUUUCUCCAAUCCCCAGGAUGUCUUCCGUGACCACUCCCACUUCUCCAGGAGGGAUGCGCGGACAGCCUGGUUACUUGACCGUCGGUUACCGGGGAUCCUUUGCCUUUGGACGUGACGGAUUGGCUGAUGUCAAAUUCAGGAAACUGACCAGGAUACUCGUUUGUGGACGCGUUACAUUAUGUCGAGAGGUGUUUGGAGACACUUUGAAUGAAUCAAGGGAUCCAGACAGAGUUAACGAAAACAGGUACACUGCUCGAUUCUUCCUCAAGCACAACUUUUUGGAACAAGCAUUUGAUAAUCUCCAAGAAGCUGGAUUCCACUGCGUGGCUGCCGCUGGAUCCGGAACAUCUGGAAGUGGUAAUGAGCCUCUGAAACCCGGAAUCGAUUUCGAAGAGAACAGAUGGAAUCAUUACAAUGAAUUUGUUUUCGUUAGGCCCUAAUGUGAGUCAAAAAGAAUUUUCAACGAGACAUAAUGGUGAAUAAGCUCUUUCGUGAAUUCAAAAUUUUUUAUAAUUAUUCAAAUGGCGAAUGAAUUCCUACUGAAAAUUAGGAGAUAGUUAAUGAAUAACGUUAAAUUAAAUGCAUUUUCCACAUGCUCGCUUUGAAAAUAUUUCUUUUUAAGCCAUUCAAUGGGCACUUAUUGUCUUGCAUGAAGGUUACAGAAAGCUUUACUGACCUGAUGCUAGUAAGACAGGAAACGCUAUAUUAUAUAUAAUGAAGAUUUCUUUAAAUAUAAAUUAUUGCACACAAAUUAAAUUUUUUAAGUAAAUUGUUACAGCAGACUGAGGAUUUCCUAACAAAUUUCACCUAAUGCCAUAGAUGAAUGGCAUUUUAAAAGCAUUUCUGGUUUUUUUUCCUAGUAGGGAAAAGAUAAGUACUUGAUCAUUACAAUGAUGGAAGUGAUAAUGAUGGACGAAACUUAAAUUCAAAAUAUUUUGUUAUUUAAUGGCUAGAAUUUAAAAACAAAAAAGACAAUACUUGCUGUAUGAGAUUUUGGGGGUGGGAGGAGAGGGACUAAUGGUCAAUGAAAGAUAUCCAAAGAUGAGAGUUUACAUAUCUCUUAAACAAUUAAUACAAUUAAUACCCAUUAAGUUAUCAAAAUAUUGAAUGAGAAAGGGAAAUAUUACUAAAUUGGUUCACUUAUUCCCAAUUCUCUCUUCUCGUCUGCUGGAUAAUUUUCGCUUCGCUUUCAGAUAUGAGCACAUUUGAUUUAUAUAUUUAUUUAUCAUUCUUUCAGAAUUACAAGUGAUGUUUGCUUUGGGUGAUUGCACGAUGGGAGAACCUGACAGUAAAAUAAUGGAUAACGCUGAAACUGUCGUAACUUAAUUAAUUUGGUAUUCUACCAAAUAUCGAAGAGAAAUAGGUUUGUAUUGCUGUCCAAGAAACGUGCUAAACGAUAAUAAAUAAAACAAUUAUAUAUUCAUGGAUACAAGUGUGAGGAUUUGUGGCUUUGUCUUGAAGGAAUUGGGAAGAGGAAUAAGAUGGAAAAAAUUUUAAAUAAUUCUAAAUAAACAGGAAACUAUUUUUAAUCUAAUAGCAAGACUUCUGGCCGUGAUGCAAGUAUUAAACUCAUAUUUUAUAUCCGAAUUUCGGGUCCAAUUUUAUAACUGAAUUAUAAAUUUGAGCUGUUGAUUGCAUCAGAAAUAUUUAAUAAUCGUAGUUCACUUAUCUCGUAAGAUUGAAUAAAAGUUUUCAUAACGUUUACUUCAUUUUUAAAAUACAAGGAAUGAUGGUUAAUUACGUUUCAAUUAGAUUAUUGCUAAGAACAGCUCUUACUGAUGUCGGUUGAAAUAGUAAUUUUGUGUGUUUUGAAAACUCUUAAAACUGAUAGAAACGCUAUGUAUAUUAAGAGCUAUGAUAGUUAUAGCUAAAUAUAAAGAAAUUUUUAAUUUAUUAAAAAUAUAUAUUAACUGUUGCUAUGCUGAUGAACUUUAUAAAUUGUGCACCAAGCUUUCACUAACUUUGUUAUGCAAAAAAUAGCAUCUAGUCUAGGCUUAAAUUUGCAGAUGUGCAUUUGCGAUACUCUCGCACAUUUUAGAACUCAACGAUGUCUUUCACGUAUUUUGUGCUUUAUCCUCUAACAUGAAAUAUUUUUGUAAAAGUGCUUAAAUAUCUUACUUUGCAGACAGAGAUAUAUUAUCCAAUUUACUUUCAUGAAGUGGAUGUGAUUUAUAUCGCGACAAUUUUUGUUUAUCAUAUCAUCUCCACAUUCCAGUUCCAGUGUAUUUUCUGUGAUUCUGAAAAGAAAAAUAUUUUUACACAAACAAAAAUUUUAUCUUUCGGGAUACACAUGAGCUUAUCUUUCAAAUUUCAUAUCGUGAAACUUAUAGUUUAAUAUCGAUGAAUACACGUAGAAUGUCUCUAAUUUUAAAAAAAGCUGCUCUUCCGAGCUAAUGAUAUUCUUUCCAAAUCUUUUAAGAUGUGCUUGGUAUGCUUUUAUGUAUAGUUAAUGUAUAAUCAAUUUUUUUGAUUGUUACUAAACACUGAGAAAUAUCUAUUCUACAAAUUCUGAUUUAAGCAGCUUUAUAUGUGUUUUCUUUAAACUGUCUUGAAACGCACAAGACGUAAGAAGGUCAUUCUUUUCCUGGAACGAUAGAUAAAGUUAAAUAAGGUUGGGCUAUCUGCACACGGGAAAGCACACGAAACCUAUCUGACUAAGAGGACGGAUAGCUUUUGUGGAGGAUUUUCUUUAGGAAAAUGGUUCGAAUUUACAUUACGCAUGGAGGAAACCGCGAAAUUAACCAUGCUACCAGCUUAUUUACCUGGAUUCGCACCUAGGGCGCACACCCAGCUUUCAGUGGUCUUUAACACUGGCCACUGGUUGGGGCCUUGAAGAAAGAGAAACAGAAAGCAAAUUAUCCAGUUAGCAUUUGCUUAUUUAUGCUUCGAUAUAACAGUUCUGAAAAUAAGAAUUAUUUGUGGAAUAAUUUUUUCCAACAUUCUUUUGAAAGGAGACAUUCAUAGAAUAGACAUAAUUCCCCUCAGUUUCAAUAUGUAGAUUUACUAAAUAUUACAACUACUAAAUAUACUUUCCGUAACAGUAAGAUCAGUCUGACAACAAAGAUGAUAAUUCAUUUCUGGCGUAAGUAAAAAAAAUAUCUUACAUGAACUCCUUUGAUUUAAAUAAAAAAUAAUAACAGCACUAACUUUCUUGGCAUAAAUCAAUACAUUUAGUUGACCUUAAAAAUAAAAGUCAAAUAUUCCAACAGUAGUGAAAAGUCCAAGAGUAGUGAAAAGAGGGGUACCGUUCUACACUCUUCUGAUGGAGUAAUUGCAUAGUAAAAAGGUUAAUAACCAAUUUCUGAUAAAUCUAUAUAGACUGAAAUUAGUUUGAAUCACGUAUUACAAUGUGAUAAUUAAGUAAUUUUAAAGUUCUUUGUGAUUUUGAGAAAUUAACAUAACAGAGCUAUUUCUAAGCUCUUUCUUAGUUCUUUCCAUUUUGAAUUAGGAAUCUUUGAUCAUCAAAACACAGAUGAACUGAAAGCUUUUAAAAUGUUUAAGAUUUUAAUAAAUUCAAUUGCUUUAUAUAUAUGAUACAUAAAGUGAAAAAUUAAGCUGUACCACACUGAAGAACCAUUAUAUUAUGACCACCUUUCGUUCUUAAAACUGCCAACAACCAGCGAAGCAUUGACUCAGGAAAGUGCUGAUAGGUAGCCUGAGGUAUCUGGUACCAGGCACUCCCUAACUGGUCCUACAAUUCCCGCACACUGCGAGGUGGUAGUGUCGCAGCGCAAAUUCGCUUUUCUACGUAGAACCAUAAUAUUGGAUUAGAUUCAUGUCAGGUGAAUUCGGAAGACAAGACAUGACUUGAAAUUCGCCAGAAUGCUUUACGCACCACUUCCUGACAACUAGGCCCUUAUGACAGGUGUAUUGUCUUGUUAGUAGACGUCAUAGCCUGCUGGGAACACUGUUGCCAUUAAGGGGUGCACCUGGUCUGCAAUGAUGUUCACAUAGAGCACAGGUGUUAACGCUCACAUAGUGCACAGCCGUUCCCUUGUAGAGUUCUUCCCUUUGUAAUUCUAAGUUAAUGUUGGAAGUGAAGACUCUUUUAAGAACUGAUAAGCGAAUAGUCGCUCAAGUUCGGGUGACAAGAAACAACAAGAUAGAAGGUAACUAACCCUUUAUUAUUCCA
Molecule: messenger RNA, 4852 nt
Organism: Stegodyphus dumicola
Lineage: Eukaryota; Metazoa; Arthropoda; Arachnida; Araneae; Eresidae
Product: BTB/POZ domain-containing protein KCTD16-like
Biological process (GO): protein homooligomerization
Molecular function (GO): protein binding
Source: RefSeq, a predicted model, not a curated record